This is a messenger RNA of Cannabis sativa, 1130 nucleotides long. Its product is annotated as UPF0235 protein At5g63440. The record is from RefSeq and is a predicted model, not a curated record. The coding region runs from base 142 to 840 and encodes 232 amino acids. Lineage: Eukaryota; Viridiplantae; Streptophyta; Magnoliopsida; Rosales; Cannabaceae. The transcript is spliced from 7 exons.
CCAAUUGCCAAAGUCACUGAACGACAACGUUUUAGGUAGGAGAGAGCAAACCAGAGUAGGCCAGCCGACCCGUUUUUUGAUCGGAAGAAAUGGUGUUUAUUAGUUCGUAGCUUCAAAAUUACGGUGGUCGAACCCAGAAAAAUGCCGAAGAGGACAACCCACACCUACUCGAGCGAGGACGCACGUCCUGCUGGUCCCGAUUCUGACCUCUUCGUCUAUUACUGCAAGUACUGUGGAUCUCAUGUCCUCAUUACUGAUACCCAGUUGCAGAAAAUGCCAAAAAGAAAGACUGAUAAAGCUCAUGUAUUAGACAAGAAGAAACAUCUUGCAAGGUUAAACAUUAGUGAGGGUGGAAAGGUUCUUCUUAAGCGGGGUGAAGGGAUGGUGGAGAAGCAGUUCCGAAUGAACUGCCUAGGUUGUGAGCUCUUUGUCUGCUAUCGCACUGAGGAGGAUUUGGAAUCUACUUCCUUUAUCUAUGUUGUUGAUGGUGCUGUUAGUACAGUUGCUGCUGAAACCAACCCACAGGAUGCUCCUGUGCCCCCUUGCAUAUCGCAAUUGGAAGGAGGACUAGUUCAAGUGGCUAUAGAAGUGGAAGAUCGCGCACAACGCUCUGCAAUAACAAGGGUGAAUGCUGACGAUGUUCGAGUUACCGUUGCCGCUCCUGCAGCUCGUGGAGAAGCUAAUAAUGAACUUUUGGAGUUUAUGGGAAAAGUGUUGGGUCUGAGAUUGAGCCAGAUGACCCUUCAAAGAGGAUGGAAUAACAAAUCAAAACUACUUGUGGUUGAGGAUUUAUCUGCAAGACAAGUGUACGAGAAGCUUUUGGAGGCUGUGCAACCAUGAAGAAGCUAUGUAACUCUCAUCUUUUUUGUUCCAAUUUGUUGAAGUGACUAAUAGUUAUAUACAUUUGUGUUCUUUCCCUGGCAAUAAAGACUUCAAAACCAGGGAUUUAACUACUGACUGUACUUGUUAGUGUUCCGGUUGACCAGCUUUCGUUUGGCUUGGCUUGUUCAAGUGUAGUAAAAACAACAUUGUUUGGCUAAAGGUGCAAAUGUAACUAAAGAAGCUAUAAAAAUUCAGAGCAUAUUGUAAACUUUGGCCAAAUUUGGUAUUAAAAGUAGUUUUUUCUAUUA